GGGAGGGCGAUAUCGUCGCGAAGAGGGGUCGAUUGUGUCCCGCUCGGAGUCAGUUCCGAACGCGCAAUGAACGAGACCGCGAACAUAUAAAACGACCCCGGCACGAAACGCGAUCGUCAGUGUUUGGGUCCAUCGGAUGUAGACUUUCUGAAUCGGAGUUGUGUGCGAAAUGAAACACGAACAGACAAAAUGUGUGCGGCAACAAGUUUAAGUUUGCCCGAAAUGGAUUACGUCAGUUUGGUUUGCUGUUCGCUGGCUUUUGUGCUUUACUGCAACACGUUGGGUUCGGAAUUUGUUUACGACGAUCGACGAGCAAUCCUAACAAACCCCGACUUGCAACCGAAAACCCCUUGGUCACAGCUUCUGGAAAACGACUACUGGGGCACUCCGCUCCAAGAUCCGAGCUCGCACGGGUCCUACAGGCCUCUAAGCGUGCUCACUUUUCGUCUCAACUAUUUGGCCGGCGGAUUCAGCCCGUGGGGCUACCAUUUGGUCAACGUCGUGCUGCACUGUUCGGCCACCUAUUUGCUCAUCAAAAUCGCUCGAAUUGUUUUGCCGAAGAACAAAAUUGGGUCUAUUGUGACUGGGGCUUUAUUCGCCGCUCAUCCAGUUCAUACUGAAGCUGUUGCCAGUGUUGUUGGCAGAUCCGAUUUGCUAGCAUGCAACCUCUUCUUCCUCUCGUUCCUGGCCUACUCCUCACACGUGAGUCACCGAGACUCGAUUUGCUGCUCAAACUUCUACAAGCGAUACGACAAAAUCGCCACCACUUUACAGAAAACCGUGACAAGUUGCAACAAAACCAACCAUGAACGGAUAUCGUCGAAAUUUCAGGCGUCGGACCGUUGGUGUUGCCGGGUGGCGCGCGUGAAAAGCUGGUGGUACAUUUUGGUGUUUUUAGUUUUAGCGGUGUGCGCGAUGCUUAGCAAAGAAACUGGCAUCACUGUUAUCGGUGUUAGUUUUGUGUAUGACUUCGUCUACUCGAAAAACCAGAAAAAGAAACAAAAACGGAGCUUCCUGAUCCUCACCAUAGCGCUGCUCCUGAUUCUCACAGCUCGCCUCCAAACGAAAACUCCUAGAUUCUCAACAGCUGACAACCCUACGGCACGAGAACCAAGCUCCUCAACGAGAUUCAUGACUCUGAGCUACUUGCCUGCUCUCAACUUUCUGAUGCUGCUCUACCCCAGCGCUCUGAGCUUUGAUUGGGGCAUGGACGCUGUUCCCCGAAUCCAGAGUGUCCGAGACCCCAGAGUCUUUUUCACUUUGUGCUUCUAUGCAGCGCUAAUGGUGGCACUAGGGAUUGGUGCUUCAAAAUGGAUGGAUUAUAAAUCAGGUUGUACAGUGUGCCAAAGAAGAAACUCAGAUGUGCAUUCGCAUCACUGCAGGAUGACCAACAACAACAAUAUUACAGUUCAGUGUCCGUGUCCAGCUCAAAAAAUCACCUGGCGUGACGCUACAAUAUUCGCUCUAUCCCUAAUAAUUUUACCAUUUCUGCCCGCUUCAAAUCUAUUUUUCUAUGUGGGUUUCGUUGUGGCCGAGCGGGUCCUCUACAUACCGAGUGCGGGGUUUUGCCUGUUGAUCGGAAUCGCGGGGGCAAGAUUGUGGAAAAAUGGCACUGGAAGAGUGUAUUUGAGUACCGGAUUUGUUCUGGUGUUGACCGGGUUCAGUGCCAAAACGAUUUUGAGGAAUCGGGAUUGGAGCUCAGAAGAAAAUUUGUACAGAAGUGCCGUGCCUUACAAUCCACCCAAGGCAUACGGCAAUCUUGGCAGCAUAUUGAAUGCUAAGGGACGCAUCGACGAGGCGGAACAAUCGUUCCGGAAAGCUUUGGAAUAUCGCCCGAAUAUGGCCGACGUUCAUUACAACCUGGCCAUCCUGCUACAGAGCAAACAAAAGCUAGACGAAGCCAUCCAGAGCUACCAACGAGCCAUACAUUUCAGACCGUCGCUGGCAUUGGCCUACGUGAAUCUUGGGACGGCACUUAUAGCUACAGGAAAAUGUGAAGAAGCGAUUGCUGUUCUUAGACAAGCGUCCAAACUAGACGGCACUGGCCUCAAGGAUCGCAGAGAGCAUGAAAAUGCGAAAGUUUCUGCUUUGCUACAGCUGGGAGCACUCUACAGCGAUCAGGGUCGACUACAAAAUGCUUUGGCUGUCUACAGAGAGGCUGCCGAUGCACUUCCUCAACACUAUCCACCUCAGAGAGUCUACAACGUCCUUGGAGAAACCCUGGCUAAAAUGCAACUGGACGAAGAAGCGGAAAAGUGGUACAGGGCUGCACUGGAAGCGGAACCCGAUCACGUGCCCGCCCACAUAACCUAUGGAAAACUUUUAGCAAAAAAUGUAAGUAGAUCAGCAGAAGCAGAACAAUGGUUCAGACGAGCUCAGAGAUUAGCGCCUCACGACGCAAGUGUAUAUCAUCAUUAUGGAGCUUUUCUGGUCAUCAAUCGGCGCUACAGCGAAGCGGCCAGCAUGUACGAACGAGCGGCCGAACUGUCGCCCGAAGACUUCGAGUUGGCUGUAGCGGCGGCUACAGCUAUGAGAAAGGCCGGGCUACAGGAUGAAGCCGAACUGUGGUACAGGAAAUCUGUCAGGAUGAAACCAACUGAUCCUCGAGGGCACACGAACCUAGGAGCGAUGCUCCAUCUGAACGGUAAGUACAAAGAGGCGGAGCACAGCUACAAGAAGGCCCUGAGGCUGCAGCCGGACGACGAGACCACUCUGACAAACUUGCACCGAUUGUACGGCAUCAUGACCUGACCCUAGGACGUCAGGAAGUACAAGGGUUAUGUGAUAGAUAAGGCUAGCGGUGAGAGGUUGGAUGCCGAGUAUAUUGUGUAUAAUAGUGAGGCUGAGCUGGAUGAUGCGAAGGAUUUGCCUGAAUUUGUUUGAGGAAUUGUGCGAUUAUCUUAAUCAAAAAAUACUAGUGAGCGAUGUUUUAUUUUAUUUAUUAUACGUCUUAUCAAAAGCCGAGAAUAAUUAAGGUUUGAAUUUUGGAAAUUGGACAUCUUAUACAUUGAUUUAGGAUAAGAGUUUUCAAAAUUAUGUUAAUAGUAGUCCAGGAGUUGACUUAUAUGUAGGCCUCAUCAAAACAUGUUACUAUGAAUUUUAAAUUUUAUUUAUUCCCGGCAUUUGAUUGCUAUAUAAAAUUCCGGCAGGAAAUCUACAAAGCUUUGUAGACCUUAUUCAAAAUCAAAUUUAUCCCAAAAGCAUCGUAAAAACUAGUAUCCACACAAUACAUAGUAGGUACAUAUAAAACCCAUUCCAAUGAUAUUUUUUAUAAUAAAUAAUAAAUGUAGCUCUGUAAGACUGUUGUUUAAAUUUUUAAUUAUUAUCAUUGUAAGAAUUUGCCAAUUAAUUUGUAAAUAUGUAAGUAUAUGGUGUGCAUAAACAAUUGGCCUAAAAAGACACUGAGGCCUAACAAAUUAUCAAAAAUUUGUUUUAAAAGGGACCACCUUUAGCAGUGGUCAGUAAAAUGAAUUAUUAAGACAAUAUUAAUGACGAUCCAAGGUGAUAAAACAAUUUAGUUGGUUUGAAAAUGUCGAUUCAUAAAUCGGUGAUAUUGUAAAUAUUAUUGCCACAUAUCCUUUGAUAAGUGUAAAAUUUGUAUUGUAUUGUAUUAAAGUUGUAAUUUUUCUGCUUUGAAAUUUUUUGUAAAAAUUUAUUGUCAAUAAUAAUCAUUAAAAAGUGUUUUUACAAAAGUUUUCUGCAAUUAUUCCAUUAUAAAUUAUAUUAGCUUUCUAUGGAGAAUAAUGAUAUAUAUAUAUCUAACAAAAAUGUGUAUCAAUUUCAAGUGUAAAAUAAAGCUUAUCUUAUUUUGUGUAACCUUUGUGUUUUAUUUACCACAUGCUCUCGCCAAGCCAACACCCACAAACAACCAUACCCUAGCCGGGAAUCCAACCUGGAACCCGCAGCAUGCGAAGCAGAUACUCAAACUCAAAUUCUUUAUUUAAACAAUUGAUAUGCAGGG
This is a messenger RNA of Ceutorhynchus assimilis (cabbage seed weevil), 3961 nucleotides long. NCBI's taxonomy places the organism in Eukaryota, Metazoa, Arthropoda, Insecta, Coleoptera, Curculionidae. The record is from the annotation of a GenBank genome assembly.